GGAGCAUGCGCACUGGCAGCCCCUCGCUCUGGCGCUCGAGACUCCGCGCAGGCGCGGUGUACUGCGCGCGGACACGAGGGUGGUUUUUCGACGCUGGCAGUGAACAAACAGCAGGCAGCAUGGACCGCGGUUGCUGGGCAGGAUGGGGAGCGCCUGUGAUCAGUUGCCUUAGAAAUAGUGAGAUGGGAAGCUGCACUUAGAAGAUCCUGGAGGAUGCCUGACAAGGGGGUGUCCAACACAUGAUGAAGUAGGAGCUCUUUUUGAAAUGUUUCUUUGCCUUCCUGGAGCAGAGGAGCCAUUUUAUUUAUGCAGUGAUUAUGCUUGUCAUUGCUGGUGGUAUCCUGAUGGCCUUGCUCCUGCUGAUAGUUGUUGUGCUCUGUCUUUACUUCAAAAUAGGCAACGCACUAAAAGCUGCAAAGGAAUCUGGUCACAACCCAGACAAGCUGUUGUACGCCAAGAACAGCCAGGCCAAAACCAUGGCCACGGAGUCUUGUCCCGCCCGGCAGUGCUGUGAAGGAUGUAGAAUGUAUGCCGAUUUUGAUUCCCUGCCACCUUGCUGUUGUGACAUAAAUGAGGGCCUCUGACCUGGGAAAGGUGGGCCCAAAAAUCUUCAUGAGCAGUAUUUCUUUCUUAAUAGAAUAUUUUGUUAUUCAAGUUCUAGGGUUUUUAAUGUGAUACUGUAUAAUUUACAGCGUUGUUUUAUAUACUUUUGAAUCAAUGUACAAUAUUAAAAA
This is a messenger RNA of Saimiri boliviensis boliviensis (Bolivian squirrel monkey), 734 nucleotides long. Lineage: Eukaryota; Metazoa; Chordata; Mammalia; Primates; Cebidae. The record is from RefSeq and is a predicted model, not a curated record.